UGAAUAGUUAAAAGAUACAAUUAUACAAGAUUUAGAGAAGAAAAAGAUGAUUUCAAGAUAUUUUAAGAGAAAAAUACAUAAACUUGGAACAUACAAGACAUAUAGUGUCAAGGAAGUCAUAGAGAAACAAAUAAAUCCGGAUCAAAUAAUAACAGUUUAUGGAUGGAUAAGAUCAUUAAGAAAAAUGAAAAAUGUAACAUUUGCGCUUAUCAAUGAUGGAACAACAGGGAAAACUAUGCAGGCAGUACUUAGAUCAGAUCAAGGGAAAGGAUUAUCAACAGGUAGCAGUGUAAAACUAACAGGAUUAUAUACAACAACACAGAAUGGAUUUAAGGAAAAACAGGAAUAUGAGCUUCAUGUUAAUGAUCUACAGAUUUGUGGAUACGCAGAUCCAUCAUCUUAUCCAUUGCAAAAGAAACAUCAUGAUGUAAAGUAUCUUAGAGAGAAGGCACAUCUUCGAUUACGUACGGAGUCCAUGUGUAGAUUGUUACGGUUAAGAUCCUUUUUAAUAUCAAUUAUAUCAACAUUUUUUUCCAACAAAGAUUAUAUUCAAACACAUCCUCCCAUUUUAACAUCAUCAGAUUGUGAGGGUUCUGGGAAAAUAUUUGAAGUAAAGAGUUCAAAUGAAUCAAAUAAUUUCUUUAAGAAAAAUAUUUAUUUAACAGUUUCUACACAAUUACAUUUAGAAGCAUUAUCACAUUCAUUAUCAAAAGUAUGGUCUUUAAGCCCAAUAUUUAGAGCAGAAAAAAGUCGUACAUCAAAACAUUUAGCAGAAUUUUAUAUGUUAGAAGCGGAAAUUUCUUUUAUCAAUGAUAUUGAAGAUUUAAUGUCAAUUUUAGAACAAAUGAUUCAUGAUUUAGUAAAAAACUUAAUGAAUAGCCCCAUUGGCAAUGAAAUACUCUCUGAAAAUCACAAGAUAAAUAAAAAAGAUCGAAUUGAUAUUGAAAAUCGCUGGAAUUUCUUUUUAAAAGAUCAUUGGACUAGAAUGACAUAUGCAGAAGCAAUUGACGCUCUAAAAAACUCUUCUGUUCACUUCAAAUUCCCUCCAAAAUAUGGUCAUGAUUUACAAGCUGAACAUGAAAAAUGGCUAGCUGAAAAUUAUACACAUACUCCUCUUUUUGUCAUAAAUUAUCCAAAACAAUUAAAGCCUUUUUACAUGCGUCUUAACAACGACUCACUAAAACAUCCGGAUCAUGACACUGUCUCUUGUUUUGAUCUUCUUCUACCACAAAUUGGUGAAUUGGCUGGCGGUAGUCUACGAGAAGAACGUAUAGAUAUACUUAAACAAUCCAUUGUCACUCAUAAAAAACAUUUAUCUGAUCUAUCUUGGUAUAUUGAUCUCAGACGUUGGGGAACAACAAAACAUGGAGGUUUUGGUCUUGGUUUUGACCGUUUCUUAGCAUAUUUGGCUGGUAUAAAAAACAUAAAAGAUACUGUCGCCUUUCCAAGAUGGUACCAACAUUGCAACUUUUAACAACAAUAAAACAAUUCAUAUUUACUCUCAAAAACAUUCUUUUAC
Pneumocystis carinii B80 is the source of this 1519-nucleotide messenger RNA. Its product is annotated as asparagine-tRNA ligase. Gene Ontology annotation, biological process: asparaginyl-tRNA aminoacylation. Gene Ontology annotation, cellular component: mitochondrion. NCBI's taxonomy places the organism in Eukaryota, Fungi, Ascomycota, Pneumocystomycetes, Pneumocystales, Pneumocystaceae. The coding region runs from base 47 to 1474 and encodes 475 amino acids. The record is from RefSeq and is a predicted model, not a curated record. Gene Ontology annotation, molecular function: asparagine-tRNA ligase activity; nucleic acid binding; ATP binding. The transcript has 3 exons.